This is a messenger RNA of Haliotis rubra (blacklip abalone), 1341 nucleotides long. Its product is annotated as cell wall protein DAN4-like. NCBI's taxonomy places the organism in Eukaryota, Metazoa, Mollusca, Gastropoda, Lepetellida, Haliotidae. Bases 1 to 1341 code for a protein of 446 amino acids. The transcript is spliced from 5 exons. The record is from RefSeq and is a predicted model, not a curated record.
AUGACAUCUGCCACAAUAGCCGAUUCAGCAUUAUCUUCAACACCCAUUGCCGAGUCGACGUCUGCCACAAUCGCUCCUUCAGCAACAUUUACAACUCUUGUUACCAAGACGACAUCUGCCUCCAUCACAAUUUCAGCAGCAUCUUCAAUUCACGUCAUCUACGCAAUCAUCGUCAACAGUGACACCUCCAUCAACAACUACUACCCACACGAUGAGUACAACAACUGCCAAAUCAUCAGCGUCUUCUACGCUGUCAGCAUCAACAAUAACACCUUCAGCAACAACUACUACCCAAUCGACAACUGCCACAACCCCCCCAUCAUCAGCAUCAUCUACGCAAACAACUCAUCAUCAACAGUGACACCUCUUGCAACAAAUACUACCCAAGCCACGACUACCACAACCCCCGCAUCAUCAGCUACUUCUACGCAGUCAUCAUCAACAGUGACACCUCCGGCAACAACUACUACCCAAUCGACGACUGCCACAACCCCUGCAUCAUCUUUACCAUCUUCCACGCAGUCAUCGUCGACAGUGACACCUCCGGUAACAACUACUACCCAAUCAACAACUGCCACAACCACCACAUCAUCAGCAUCAUCUUUACCAUCUUCCACGCAGACAUCAUCAACAGUGACACCUCCGGCAACAACUACUACCCAAUCGACAACUACCACAACUGCCACAUCAUCAUCUACUUCUACACAGUCAUCAUCAACAGUGACACCUCCGGCAACAACUACUACCCAAUCCACGACUACCACAACCCCCGCAUCAUCAGCUACUUCUACGCAGUCAUCAUCAACAGUGACACCUCCGGCAACAACUACUACCCAAGCCACGACUACCACAACCCCUGCAUCAUCAGCUACUUCAACGCAGUCAUCAUCAUCAGUGACACCGCCAGCAACACCUACUACCCAAACGACGACUGCCACAACCCCUGAAUCAUCUUUACAAUCUUCCACGCAGACAUCAUCAACAGUGACACCUCCAGCAACAACUACUACCCAAUCGACAACUGCCACAACUGCUACAUCAUCAUCUACUUCUACGCAGUCAUCAUCAACAGUGACACCUCCGGCAUCAACUACUACCCAAGCCACGACUACCACAACCCCCGCAUCAUCAGCUACUUCUACGCAGUCAUCAUCAACAUCAUUGUCAACCGUGACACCUGCGGCAACAACUACUAACCAAGUGUUAACCUCUAACCUCGUGUUUCAAGGUCGCCUACAGUCCAGUCUGCGGGUGACGGAUAAGACGUACACGCCUGAACUCUCCAACCCCUCGAGUCCUCAGUUUCAGGAGGAAGCUGCAGAAUUCUGCAACCAGGUAUGA